This is a messenger RNA of Linum tenue, 432 nucleotides long. NCBI's taxonomy places the organism in Eukaryota, Viridiplantae, Streptophyta, Magnoliopsida, Malpighiales, Linaceae. The record is from the annotation of a GenBank genome assembly.
AUGAUCGGGUGCUUCUUGAUCGCGGUCCUGUUAAUCUUGACCGCCUCCUCCUCUGCCGUAAGAGUAUCCUCUAACGGCGGCGGCGGCGGCUUGUUGUCGUACCAACAUGUCUCCGUUUCCAGCGAGCUGACCGGCGGGAAGGUGUUGUUGGUCCACUGCAAGUCGGCGGACGAUGACCUCGGGAUCCACAACUUGACGGCGGGGUCAGAAUUCAAGUGGCAGUUCGUUCCAUUGAUCCAGGGCGGAACCACCUUGUUUUGGUGCUACCUGGCGCCGGAUGACAGCCACCACGCCUCCUUUGAAGCCUACAACAACGACCACCGAAUCUAUGAGUACAAAACGCACACGUAUUGGAUCGGCAAAGACGACGGCGUUUACGCGAAGCUCGUGGACAAAAAUGUAGACAUGCUGGUCUACCAUUGGUUGGACUAG